AUGGUCGACGCAGCCUACACUCAUCCAAACUUCAAUCAGACGUACUUCUUCGGAGGUCGCCGUUAUGCUCGUGUCAAAUUUACCCCCGCUACAAAUGAUGACGUUAUCACCUGGGGCCCAGAUAAAAUCGCCGAACGUUGGCCAUCUCUUGUUUCCAUCGGAUUUGGCACAGUUGACGCCAUCUUGCCCGUCGAGAACAGCCCAGACGAAAUGUUUGUCUUCUACGGCAGCAAAGUUGCUCAAAUCAAAGUUGUCCCCGAAACAAAUGAGGACACUGUCGUCGCUGGUCCUUGGCUCAUUGCCGAGAAGUUCAAGGCUCUAGCCUCUACCGGAUAUGAUACCAUCGAUGCUGCAAUGCCUGUUCCCAAGAAGCCCGGUGAGGCAUACAUUUUCCGAGGUACCAACUAUGUCAAAAUUAAUGUCAACACGCACAAAAUUGUUUAUGGCCCGGCGAAGAUUUCGGUCGAGUGGCCUGCCUUGACUGCUUCUGGGUUUGACUCUGUCGAUGCGGCGCUUCCUGUGCCCAACAAUGAUAGAGGAUUGACCUACUUCUUUAGAGGAGAUAAUUAUGUCAAGUUGGAGGUUAUUGCCUCCGCGCCGGAUAAGCCUAACUUUGGCCCGGCGCCUAUUAAGGAAUACUGGAAGUCUCUUGACUGGAUCUGA
This is a messenger RNA of Penicillium angulare, 663 nucleotides long. Its product is annotated as Hemopexin. Bases 1 to 663 code for a protein of 220 amino acids. The record is from RefSeq and is a predicted model, not a curated record. The transcript has a single exon. NCBI's taxonomy places the organism in Eukaryota, Fungi, Ascomycota, Eurotiomycetes, Eurotiales, Aspergillaceae.